Molecule: messenger RNA, 702 nt
Organism: Drosophila busckii
Lineage: Eukaryota; Metazoa; Arthropoda; Insecta; Diptera; Drosophilidae
Gene: tsr
Product: cofilin/actin-depolymerizing factor homolog
Exons: 4
Coding region: 104-550 (148 amino acids)
Biological process (GO): actin filament severing; cell motility; actin filament fragmentation
Cellular component (GO): actin cytoskeleton; cytoplasm; actin cortical patch
Molecular function (GO): actin filament binding
Source: RefSeq, a predicted model, not a curated record
UUGGUUGUUCAUUUGGUGUCUGAAGACUGAAAAGUAUUUGUAUUUUAGCGUACAUCAGAAUUUUAUUGGUUGUUCCAAAUUUUUCGAAAAUAACUAUUAAAAAAUGGCUUCUGGAGUUACUGUUUCGGAUGUAUGCAAGACAACAUAUGAGGAAAUAAAGAAGGACAAAAAACACCGCUAUGUUAUUUUUUACAUUCGCGACGAAAAGCAAAUUGAUGUUGAAACCGUUGGCGAUCGCAACAGUGAAUACGACCAGUUUCUAGAAGAUAUUCAAAAGUGUGGUCCGGGAGAGUGCCGGUAUGGCUUGUUUGACUUUGAAUACAUGCAUCAAUGCCAGGGCACAUCUGAGAGCUCUAAGAAGCAAAAACUGUUCCUUAUGUCUUGGUGUCCCGACACUGCUAAGGUAAAGAAGAAGAUGCUGUAUUCUAGCUCUUUUGAUGCUCUUAAAAAAUCAUUGGUAGGAGUUCAAAAGUAUAUACAAGCUACCGAUUUGUCAGAAGCUUCCCGUGAAGCUGUGGAAGAAAAGCUUCGAGCAACUGAUCGUCAAUAAACCGCAAAAUCAUGUUUCUGUGCAAUGCAUUUAAUAUGAAAAAGCGUGCAUGAAAAACCAUGGUUUUUGUAUCCGGUCAAAGUCGCCAAUUUGUAAGAACAUUUUCUACAUAAUUUGUAUUUUCAGUAUAAAUAAAGAAAAUUAAUUUAAAA